UAUCAGCUGUACAAAACAUGUAACCCAAUGAUAUGUGAUACGUGAUUUAUUCUUUCCUCGUCCACAUGUGUGGCACUAAAAGCACCAGCUACAAGCAACAAGACUGAACAAUGCAAAUUGUCAAAUUCUGUUUACAUUUUCUCAACUCUGUGCAAAAUAAGCAUUACCCAGGCUGCUGGUAUUCCAGUGAUUGACUUCCGGUAAGUCUAGAGAACUAAUCAUAUGAAGCAAGUGUCCCACAAUCCUCAUAAAGCUCCAGUCUACUGGUCAGUUCUUGCUUUGUACAACAGUAUAUAAAUAUUAGUCUGCACACUGUAUACUUUUGGCCACAAGCGUUUUCUGGUCAGUGCCACCCCAAGCACCAACCGAGAUAAACCAUGAGCAACAUCAGGAAUUUGUCGCCUGCCAUUGUGCAUCUUAGGGUUAAACCAGUCAGGAUUGUAGGCAGGUAAUAUCACAUUUUUUAUCCCCAACUAUGUAUGUUUAAGCAGGUGAUAAAAUGCAUCAGAGCAGAAUCUCUCAAGGUCUCGAUGAAAUGGGAAAAACCAACAAGUAUGAGACUCCACUUGCCUCGGAUCUUCAUAGGUUGCUUUGGACCAAACCUGGCACAGACAGCCAUCUUAAUGAGGUCAGACCGGGGAUCUUCAUAGGAGACGUUUAUGCAGCAAAAGACAGACCCACGUUACAAGCUCUGAACAUCACUCACGUACUAAACGCAGCUCACGGUAAAUACAACAUCAACACGGGUGCCAGCUACUACAGAGGUACCAACAUCACAUACCACGGUGUGGAGGCCUUCGACUCGCCCACCUUCGACAUGAGUCCCUUCUUUUACAGCGCUGCAGAGUUCAUCAAGAGUGCGCUGAACACCCCCGGAGGUAAAGUGCUCGUGCACUGUGCGAUGGGCUUGAGCCGCUCAGCCACGCUGGUCCUGGCGUACCUAAUGAUCGAGGAGAAGAUGACCCUAGCGGAGGCCAUUAGCUCAGUGGCUAAGAACAGGAAUGUCUGUCCCAACACAGGAUUCCUCGAACAGCUUCGCACACUCGAUACACAACUACACGGCUGAUGUUACAACCGCUAGGACGGGACUAACAAAAAAUAUAAAAGGGGUUGCCAAAUUGGAGUGACCAGAUUUCCAUAAGCAGGAACCUUUGGUUAAUUCUUACUGCCUGAAAAGAGGUUUAAAAGUUCUUCCUCUGACUGUUAAGGUUUCUCUGGGUACCCUAGUUUUUUCUCAGAAACAUGAAGAAGGUAGAUUGGAUGCAUUAUUGUUACUGGGACCAGAGUUUUGCAGGGCAAUCUGGAAGAGUUGGUACCCCCAUGGCACCCCUACAAUGGACUUAAGUAGGUAAACAAACCAUUGAAACUUUUUGCACUAAUCUGUCCUGCACCAAAUAAUGGAAGCGGUGUGGCUGAUAGCACAUAUAGACAAAAGCAACAUGUCUUCUGGCUGCACUUCUGUCUCUGUUUCAAAAGUCUAAUUGUUAAUAAAUAAGGCCGAUAAUGA
Messenger RNA from Trichomycterus rosablanca, 1507 nucleotides. RefSeq names its product dual specificity phosphatase 29-like. Gene Ontology annotation, biological process: negative regulation of MAPK cascade; protein dephosphorylation. Gene Ontology annotation, molecular function: MAP kinase phosphatase activity; protein tyrosine/serine/threonine phosphatase activity. Lineage: Eukaryota; Metazoa; Chordata; Actinopteri; Siluriformes; Trichomycteridae. Gene Ontology annotation, cellular component: cytoplasm. The record is from RefSeq and is a predicted model, not a curated record.